This is a messenger RNA of Gongylonema pulchrum, 939 nucleotides long. The record is from the annotation of a GenBank genome assembly. Lineage: Eukaryota; Metazoa; Nematoda; Chromadorea; Rhabditida; Gongylonematidae.
AAGGCAAAUGAGGAACUAAAUGAGCUUCGUACUCUGAUGGUAAAGUUGCAAAAUCUUUCGGAACAACUGGAUCCAUUGGAAACAGCGUAUGCUGAUGUUCGUUUCUAUGAUGUAGAUGUUGAGCAAACGCAGCAGCAAUAUGAAAAUCUUAUGUCUGCGAUGAACAAUGAGCUACAAGAAGAAAGCAUACUGAAUGAAUCUGCUCAACAACUGGCUCGAGAAAUUGAACGCCUCAACAUCGAACUUGCGUCAGAGCUGGUCCAGCAUGAACAACUUGAGGAAAUACUAAAUCAUCAGUUACCCGCAUUGCAAGCGCAGUUACAACUGCUGAGAGCGAAAGACGAUGAGGCAAGCAGAGCUCGAAUUCAUGUUCAUCGUAUGUCUCAGCCAGCAGUGGAGGCAUUACUGGGGCAGAUGAAUCGUAUUUGCGAGCUUGUGCGCGAGAAGCUGGACGAACUUGCAGGAGCGGAGAAACAGGAAAAAAUUAUGAUGAUUCGAUUGGAACUGGAAGCAUUGAGCAAUGAGGAAUGUGAUGAGGAAAGAAUUGCGAAGCUUGAAAAACAGCUGCAAGAGCUACAUUUUAAAGACGAAGAGACGGAAGUGCUUGUUUCCCGCGUGCAUGAACUUCGAAUAAAGAAGAACAAGCGUGUGGCACUAGCUAAUAAAAUUGAAGGAAGAUUAAUCGAAUUAGUGAAUCGCAUGAAUAUGAUAGACAGUAAUUUGAGAGCCGUGAUGGAUGAUCGAGAGCGAAGAAAGAUGGCAGCAUCAACUGGAGUGGACAUGCAAAUUAGUGCUCUCGAAUCAGCACUUAGUGAAGCAGCUGGAGAAAUUCUUCCGCUGUUGAAUGAAUUAUGUUCUCAGUCACAUCAUGAAAACAUUAUCAUUCCGUCGAUUCAGUUGCAGCUCGAAAAUGUGCAAAAAUUCAUUGAAAAAUGCAAG